Parasteatoda tepidariorum (common house spider) is the source of this 1422-nucleotide messenger RNA. RefSeq names its product SET domain-containing protein 4. Gene Ontology annotation, molecular function: protein-lysine N-methyltransferase activity; protein binding. The record is from RefSeq and is a predicted model, not a curated record. NCBI's taxonomy places the organism in Eukaryota, Metazoa, Arthropoda, Arachnida, Araneae, Theridiidae. Gene Ontology annotation, biological process: peptidyl-lysine monomethylation; peptidyl-lysine trimethylation.
AAGAGAGGGAUUAUUGAACGGAAAAUCAAAAAUGAUCAAAAUAGUCAGCCUUUAUUUUGAAUUCCAUAUUGUUCAUAAGGUAGUUUGGCAACUGUGACAUCCACGUGCUUUUAUUUAUUUACUUCUUGAUAUACCUGCUGUUAUGACCAAUAACUCUGGGAGAACCUAUCGCAAAAGAAGAAGAAAAUUAAACCCAUCUUGUAAUGCUAACUUAAAUAUACAUGAUCAAAAAUAUUUCAAUUUACUUUGUCAUUGGAUGGGAACUAAAGGAUUCAAGCCUUUGAAGAGAUUAUGCCCGAUGAUUUUUAAAGAAUCUGGUAGAGGUUUGAUGGCUAAAGAAAGAAUUUCUGGAGGUGAUGUUAUUGUUGCAAUUCCUGAAAAAUUGCUAAUAACUCCUGUCAAAGUUUUAUCAUUAUACUUGGGUGAUUAUUUUGAAAAGUAUUGUCCCGAUGCUUCUGGUCACGAGAUACUUAGUGUUUUCUUAAUGUAUGAAAGAGUAAAAUUCCAUAGUUCUGAAUGGUAUCCUUAUUUAUGUUCCUUACCAGAGUCUUAUGAUAUUCCAGCUUUUCAUGAUGGUUACCCAAUCUCUAAGCUACCAAUUAAUAUUUCAUCACUUGCAACGAAGCAGAUGGAAUCUGUAAAAACUGCUUACGAAAAACUAAAUUUACUUUUAAAACAUUUAGAACAGUCACAUCCUAUAUUUCACAAUACUUUAAAUUUCAGUCUUUAUAAAUGGGCUUGGUGUACUGUUAAUACUAGGUGUGUACAUAUGGAUUGUUUUCGAGAAAAUUGUCCUGGAAAGUUUUGCACUUUUCAUCUAGCAUUGGCACCUUAUUUAGAUUUGCUUAAUCAUAACUGUGAAGUGCAAGUAGUAGCUGGAUAUAAUUCUGAAAGAAGACAAUACGAAAUUAGAAGUUUGUGUGGUUUUAAGAAAUAUUCUCAAGUCUUUAUUAAUUAUGGGCCUCACAAUAAUUAUACUCUUUUAAUUGAAUAUGGAUUCAUUGUGAAUCAAAAUCAUAAUCAUUCCGUAACAUUUUCUAGUGAGGAAAUUCUUGAUGCAUGUAAGCAGUGCCAUUUUAUUUCAUCAGUAUCAGAAAAACUGAAAUUUAUUCUCAGUAAUGAUAUUUUAAGCAAUGCUGUCUGUUCACAUGAUGGUCUGAGCUGGAAUUUAGUUGUAAUUUUGAGAAUUUUGACGUCAGAAAACCAAUUAAAGGAUUGGAAAUCUAUUUUACAUGAUGGUUCAAAGUUGUCUGCUGAUGAAUUGAACUAUGAGACGUUGAAGAAAAAUCUAUUGAGCAUAAAGAUUAAUGAUUAUAAUUUUGUUUAUGAUACGAAUUCAGUUGCAUAUUCAUAUCUUGAAAAAAUUAUCGAAGAAUUAUCAUCAAUUGAUAAAUUGCUUUUAAUAAAAGCUUUAAAAUAAGA